Messenger RNA from Talpa occidentalis (Iberian mole), 5942 nucleotides. It is a transcript of the gene IFT22, whose product is annotated as intraflagellar transport 22. The transcript has 4 exons. The coding region runs from base 149 to 475 and encodes 108 amino acids. Gene Ontology annotation, biological process: intracellular protein transport. Gene Ontology annotation, molecular function: GTPase activity. NCBI's taxonomy places the organism in Eukaryota, Metazoa, Chordata, Mammalia, Eulipotyphla, Talpidae. The record is from RefSeq and is a predicted model, not a curated record. Gene Ontology annotation, cellular component: endomembrane system.
AAGGCCAAGAUCCUCUUCGUGGGGCCCUGCGAGGAUCCUGGAAUUUGAAAAUCCACACGUUACCAGCAACAACAAAGGCACAGGGUGUGAAUUUGAACUAUGGGAUUGCGGUGGCGAUCAAAAGUUCGAGUCUUGCUGGCCAGCCCUGAUGAAGGACUCCCACGGAGUGGUGAUUGUAUUCAAUGCUGACCUCCCCAGCCACCUGAAAGAAAUAGAGAUGUGGUAUUCCUGCUUUGUCCAGCAGCAGUUCUUACAGGACACCCAGUGCCUGUUAAUUGCACAUCACAAACCAGGCUCAGGAAGUGAUAAAGGAAACCUGUCUUUGUCGCCACCUUUGAACAGGCUGAAGCUAGUGCACUCGAAUCUUGAGGAUGAUCCUGAAGAGAUUCGGAUGGAAUUCAUCAAAUAUUUAAAAAGCAUAAUCAACUCAAUAUCUGAGAGCAGAGACCGGGAAGAGAUGUCAAUUAUCACCUAACUUCCUUUGUCUCAAUUCCUCCACAUCCUGAAAAAGGUCAGCCUCUUUCCCAGAGCAGAUCUCAAAUCUUACCCAGCUACUGAUGUUUUCUUCUCACCAUGACCCUGAGGGUUUCCUACUGAAAGGUAUCAGUCAGCCAGGGAGUUGACUCACACUACUUAUUCUCCGUCCUUUGUUCAGUUGAGAAGAUUCUAUUGUCAAAUUCUGAUUCCUUUGCUCCAGAUCUCUCCCAAGAGUUGGAAAAUUGAAGGUUCCCCCCGCUUCAUAUAUAUUGUUAUGAUAAUUAUAGAGUUAUAACUGUCAUAGCCCAGUGAUACAAAAGUAGCUUCAUCUGUGAUUAUUGGUUUGAGUGUUUUUCAUUCCUUAAUUUAUUCAACAAAUACCAACUUGUUGAGCAUCUACUAUGUGCUAUACUGUUUGAGCUUCUCACCAUGAACAGCAUGAACAAAACAGAAAAAACCCUUGCCCUCACAGAGUUCCAUUCUAUUCUGUUCUGUUAAGUAAGAGUGAGGCAGAGUCAAAGACUGUACAUCGAAUAUGCAAAUAACUGCUGUCCCUUGCAUAUGCAAAAAAAAUAAUAGAUUCAUCACUUUCUAUAAUUGGGCUAAAUCUCAUGUUUCCAUCUCCCUGGAUAAUGAGGGGACCUGGAGUCUUUGUGAUGCCAAACAAAGUUACAAUCGACCCUCAUUCAUGGAUUCUGUCUGUAAAUUCGUGUACUUGCUGAAAUUUGUAACCCCCAAAUCAAUAAUCACAGAACUUCCACAGUUAUUAAGAGUAGCACAAAAUCUGAAUCAUGGCCACUCAUGUCCCCAGCUGAGGCAGAACAAGGUGACACUGUGCCGUCUUGUUUCAGCUAGAUAUUAAAUAUGUCUCCUUAAUCUAUUUAGUGCCACAUUUUCCCAUUUUUGUGCCUUGUGUUAGUAUUUUUAUUGGGUCAAAACCUUGUAAGCUUCCCAGCUUCCUGGAUAUAAUCUCAAAUUAGUCCCUGUGCACAGAGGCCGGGGAGAAAUUGAAGAAAAUUGCAGAAUAUUCUAGAAUGAUAGCAAUUUUAAUGAGCAAGGGAACUUAUUUACAAAGAUUGCCUUGAGUGACCAUGAAACAGCAAUUUUUUAUAACCUCCCAGCUCCCACCUUCGCCACCAAAUCUCAAAACUUUUAUGUAAGCCUUAGUUCAGUCCAAACAUACACAAUUCAGAACAUCUCAACAAAAAACUACCCAUCACAGCACAUUUUCUCAAGGCUGUGUCCUUGGGGCAGUUUAUGGGCAGAGAGAGCAAAUGAAACAGAUAUUCCUAGGAGAGGGAGUGAGAGUUCUCCAGUUUGGGUCUAGUUCAGGUCAACAGAUCACAUUCUCCUGACUGCCUUUCCAAAUGACCCCCGAUAUAGUGUUCAAGUGCUGUCUAGUGACCCUCAGAGCAAAAAGGCUAUGAUGUGCCUUAUGGAGAAAAUACUUGUGUGAGAUAAGCCUCAUUCCAGUGUGAGUUAUGUGCUUUUGGCUAUGAUUUCAAUGUCAUUGGAUCAACAACACAUAUUAAAUAGGUCUCUUUAGACAAAAGUACACAUAAAACAAGGUUAUAUAUUAAUGGUAGAUGACAUUGUGAUUAGAGGCUUGAGGAAACCUGAGCCUGUAUUAGCGCCAGGAAGAAUGGUUCAUUACAUACUAAUCCAGUGUCCGUGACAUGAAUGAUAGAAUCAGCUGUAUGUCCACCUCUUAUAGUUCAAAAGUUUUCAGUUUAGAUCAGUCUCUGGGAUAAAUAUUUAAUCAAUUCAAGGUUACAAUCUACUUCCUCGACCUUCUUUCUAAGAUGGUGUCAGGGUGCCUAGACAGUGUCUGCCCUUAUUGGGGUAGGGUAGCUGUGCCAAAAGCAGGUCCUCCGGCUUCCUCCCUGACUUCUGUCAAGGUCACUGGCCACCCUACUGGCCCUGGUAAGGCCCAUGAUCUAGGUUUUGCCCACAGAACUGUGGUGCCCAGGCUCACUCUGCCCCAUCCUGGCUGGGCUGGUCCUGCUCAUCUCUGUGAGCCGGCUGUGUCUUCCCUCCUUCCAGGAUGCAAUGUAUCUGGAUGGAAGGACCAUUUAACCCCUAGCCACAGCUGGCCUAUCCAUUCUCAGCUGUUUCCUGGGAGAAAAACAUGAUUUUCAGGGAAUCAAGAAUAUGGGAGAUGAAUAUUUUCAAAAUAUUACCCCUGUUACAAUAGUAUGAAAUGCAAUGGAUAUUUUCAUUAUAAACCUACAAGAAGUUUAUCUGAUCACUUACGAUAUAUUUUUUAAAAUUUUAACAAUAGUGUUACGAUUUUUAAAGUGGUAGUAAAAUAUGUACAUGACAUAAGAUUUAUUGUUUAACUAUUUCAAGUGUACAGUUGAGGGACAUGAAGUACAUUCACAUUGUUGUGCACCAUCACCACCACCUUCUCCAGAACUUUCUCUUUGUCCUAAGUGAAACUGCACCUGUUAAACACUAACUCUUCAUCCCCUCUCCCCAGCCCCUGGCACUCACCGUUUUACUCUCUGUCACUAUGAAUUUGACUCCUCUACGGAUCUCAUAUAAGUGGAAUCAGUCAGAAUUUGUCCUUUUAUGUCUGACUUAUUUCAUAGAGCAUAGUAACUUAGAGAUUCAUCCACAUUGGAGAAUGGGUCAGAAUGUCCUUCUUUUUUAAGGCUAAAUCAUAUUUCAGUGUAUGGAUAAGACCACAUUUUGUUUAUCUAUUCUUCUAUUGGUUAUUCUGAAUAAUUUGCUAGGAACAUUAGUGGCAAUUCACUUAGGAUGUUUUUGAGGAAUAUUAGUAUUUAACUUCUCCAAGAUCUGAUUUUGAUUUAUAUGUCAUUGUUAUCUGGACACCAGAUCAGAUGGGAAGGUGGAAUACAUAUAUAUCCUCUAAAAAGUUUUACAUUAUCUUAGAGGAAUUUAAUCUUAAGUAUUACUUCCUAUAAAACGUGUUCUGUUGUCAUAGUUCCUAAUCUGUAAAAGUGGUCCAUAGAUAGAAUGCUCAAAAUAGCCAAAGAUGGUGAGUUUGUAGCUUAUUGUAUAAGCAAGUUUGUUUUAAUAAUCUUAAGAGUUAUUUUUAUUCACAAUAUUUAUAUUUGUAAUUCUUAACAUAAUCAACCUGAAAAUACAGUAACGGGAUAAGAAGUUAGACAUAGAUCUUUCCAAAUUAGAGUUGAAGGAGAGGGGAGACACUUAAGAGAGAUGAAUAAAUUUGUUUGUGAGGAGGGCUGAGAUGUAGCUUUGUGGACAGCCUUUUGAGAGACAGGUUUUUGCAGGUAAUGACGAUUCCCUGGUAAAUUGAGACUGAAUGAUCACCAACUGUUAGUAAACUGACUGGAUUAUCUGUGAGCUCAAUAUAAGCGCAGGAUAGCCUUUGUGUUCCCCAGCCUGCCCUAAGCUGGUACACAUGUGAGAAACACAAAACAACAUUAAUGAGAACUGAAGCAAAUCAUCUUUACAUAAUAACUGCAGUAAUAAUCACAGAGCUUGCAAAACACAGCCCCCAAACAAAAAUUAUGUUGGGGCCUCCCUGGUGGUGCAAGGGGUUAAGACGCAACCUAUGAAGCUAUCCACAGCCACUGCAGCACAAGUUCGAUCCCCAGCCAGGGAACUACCCACAUGGCGCAACAGACCUCUCCUGUUUCACCUGCUGCUCCCCUCGGCAGUGUAUUUCCGUCAGUCUGCCUCUUCUGCUCCCCACUCUGUCUCUGGUGAAUCCUCUCACUCCCCGCACCUCUAGCCUGUACCCCAGUUCUUGUAUGCAUAAAUAAAUAAUCUUAAAAAAAUUAUUUUAUCUGAUUUUUAAGGAUGAUCCAAGAGUGCAAUAGAAAAUUGCAGCUGUCAUCUAUAUGAACUAUCAGUCUCUCUAAGUCUUUGAAGAAAGGUGUUUUAAAUUUUAACAGGCCACAGACACCCAAGUUACAAGAGAAAUUCAAUGACAAAGUCUCCCAUCUUUCCUGUCCCUGAGCCCCAGUCCCCUCUCCAGAAGCCCCACACUUCUCUGUAUUUUGUUGCCGGCAGCCUGAGCACAUAUAAACAUGGAGAUAGCAACAAAGGAAUCUCUCUUCUACAACUUCCUUUUUUCACUCUUUUAUUUUGGGCAUUCAUAAGACUAUACUUGGAGCUGCAUUGUUCUUUUUACAGCUGCAUUAUAUGCCACACAACCAUUUAUGGUAGAAUCUUAUAUUAGAUCUUAUGUUUAUUGAUGUACAUUUUGAUGAUAUGGAAAAACAUGAUUUGGGAUAUAAAUAUGUGGGACUAAACAUAUAGAAUGUGGAAUUAAAGGAAGUGCUUUCAACCAUCAGCCCUUUGGGGGGUGAAGUAUAAAAUAAGAUUGCUGGUCAUUUCAUCCUAGUUCAAAAUAACUUCAUAAAGCCAUUUUCUAACUGCCCAAAGUGAUUGCUGCUGUGCACAUGCCAGCAUGUGGUUGAGAGAAAAUCACUUUCUUUCUGUCACAGAUGUGGUAAUGCACAUGAAAGCUCUGAAAGCAUAAACCAGCUUGCUCACAGGGGAAACUCAGAAUCUCAGCAUAAUUUAAGUGAAUGUGAGAAGGAGUGUAUGAGUAAGUGAGACUGCAUGGGGGACUCUGAGUGUGUGUGAGAGAGAGGUGGUGGGAGGAGCGUCCUUACAGGCAUUGAGGUGUCACUGAAGGAUUUUCACUGCAGAUUUAUGUAGUCAGAGCUCCAUUUUAGAAAAACCCCUCUGACGGCAGCCUGAGGGUUGGAAGGAUGACGAGCGUAACAAUGGCUGUAUCACUCCUGGGCUUGUGACUGUAUCACUCCAUUCUUCAAGGCCAGCAUGGUCAAACCUCUACUCCAUCUACAUAUCACCUUCUCUCUAUCGACUCCCUUUGUCACUCUCUUAUAAAAAGACACUUUCAAUUGUAUUUUGCACCCACCCAGAUAAUCCAGGAUAAUUUCCCUAAAGAUCUUUAAUCACAUCUGCAAGGACACUUUUUCCAAGUAAAGGAACAGUUGCAGGUUCCAGGAAUUAGGAUCUGUUACCUUUGGGACCUUUAUUCAGCCUACCAGAGAUGCCAUUCACUGAGGCAUUGAUGGAGGAGUUGCAGAUUUAGAAGAAGGCAUAACCACGAUUAAUCCAAGACAUCCCGAAAAGCUGGGAAAAGGACAGAACUGGACACCAUGCCUCUGUCAUUUCCAAUGUCUUAUGGUAAUUUGGCAAAUGAGUCCACAGGUAAACACAUCUGAAAGUGUAACCCUCUGAGACUGAACCUAGUAAAGCAACAACAGCAGGAUAAAUAACCAUUUUUUAAGCCAAGCUAAGCAGAAAAUGAUUUGCAGGAAAAACCAGGGUCAUAUUUCUUUAAAUCAAUCCAAUGACCAAGUAGUAUUCUCAGACUACCUGUUGUAAGAACUGUGACUUCUUUACUUACAUUGUAACUACAAUGUCCAUACCCAACAUUGUUCAGGAAAGCUAAUUAUUUGUAACCAAAAAAUACAGUUUUGAUGAUAACUAGCACAUAU